GGCACGCGAGCGAGCGCGGGCGCGCGGGCACGGGGCCGGGUCCCGCCGGCCGCCCAGGCGCCGCCCCCCGUCCUCCCCGCCCCGGCACGUCGGGGGGUUCCGGGCGCCGAGCCUGCAUGGAGGCGGCCUCGCCGGCGGGACCCCGCGUCCCGCAGCCGUACGCGCCGGGAGCGGCGGGCGCGCUGGGGAGCCUGCUGCGCGGGCUCAAAGGCCAGCUCUUCACCUGGAAUAUCUUGAAGACAAUUGCCCUGGGUCAGAUGUUGUCCUUGUGCAUAUGCGGGACAGCCAUCACCAGCCAGUUCCUGGCAGAAAAAUACAAAGUGAACACCCCCAUGCUCCAGAGCUUUAUCAACUACUGCCUGCUGUUUCUCUUUUAUACAGUGACGCUGGCGUUUCAGUCAGGUAGUGAUAACCUUUUAUCCAUCUUGAAGAGAAAAUGGUGGAAGUACGUCCUGCUCGGGCUAGCAGAUGUGGAAGCUAAUUACCUGAUCGUCAGAGCAUACCAGUACACCACUCUCACCAGUGUCCAGCUCUUGGACUGCUUUGGGAUCCCUGUGUUGAUGGCUCUCUCGUGGUUUAUUCUUUACGCAAGAUACAGAGCGACCCACUUCAUCGCCGUGGCUGUGUGUCUGUUGGGUGUGGGGACGAUGGUCGGUGCAGACAUCCUGGCGGGGAGGGAGGACAAUUCAGGCAGUAACGUCCUGAUUGGUGACAUCUUGGUCCUUCUAGGCGCUUCCCUCUAUGCUGUGUCUAACGUGUGUGAAGAGUACGUUGUAAAGAAGCUGAGCCGACAGGAGUUUUUAGGGAUGGUGGGCUUAUUCGGAACAGUGAUCAGCGGCAUACAGCUGUUGAUCGUGGAAUAUAAGGAUAUCGCCGGCAUUCCGUGGGACUGGAAGAUCGCUCUGCUGUUUGUGGCGUUUGCCCUCUCUAUGUUUUGCCUGUACAGCUUCAUGCCACUAGUGAUUAAAGUCACCAGUGCCACCUCUGUGAACUUGGGCAUCCUGACGGCCGACCUCUACAGUCUUUUCUUUGGACUCUUUCUGUUUGGCUAUAAGUUCUCCGGGCUCUACAUCCUGUCCUUCACCGUCAUCAUGGUGGGCUUCGUGCUGUACUGCUCCACCCCGACGCGCACGGCUGAGCCGGCGGACAGCGACGUGCCGCCCGUCACCAGCAUCGGCAUCGACAACCUGGGGCUGAAGUUGGAGGAGAACCUGCCGGAGGCCCACUCCGCCGCCUUGUAGCUGGAGAGGAAGGUGCCGAGCGUGGGCACCCGAGGCUUCCUGGGAAACCGGGGGCCGUCGCUGGGAGGCGGCAGAGCCUGCUAGGGGCAGAGGGGACUCUUGGAAAAUUAUUGGGGGGGGGCGAGCCCUGCGACAUUGGAUUGGAGCCAGUGGUUAGAUUUUACAAAGGAAUAGAAAAUAAUGCAUCAAAACUGGAAAUCCGAAAAUAGAGCAGAAGCUGAGGUGGGUAGGAUCGUGUGUCUGUGGGUUUGAGGACCAGUGCCAAGUCGUGCCAGGGAAACAGGGUGUGCGCCAUGCUGGGGUCUUGGAGGCACCCGAGGGAAAGCCUGGUGGGGCCAAUACCCAGGCGUGAUCCAGCCUCAGGGCGCGG
Messenger RNA from Lontra canadensis (Northern American river otter), 1611 nucleotides. It is a transcript of the gene SLC35F2, whose product is annotated as solute carrier family 35 member F2. Gene Ontology annotation, molecular function: transmembrane transporter activity. The transcript is spliced from 8 exons. Bases 117 to 1241 code for a protein of 374 amino acids. The record is from RefSeq and is a predicted model, not a curated record. Gene Ontology annotation, biological process: transmembrane transport. Gene Ontology annotation, cellular component: membrane. Lineage: Eukaryota; Metazoa; Chordata; Mammalia; Carnivora; Mustelidae.